GGUUUACUGAAGUGAUCACAACGCAGUCAUGGCUACGGACAAGAAGAUGCCCGGUUAUUUCGACUACAUCGUUGUUGGUGCAGGUCCAGGUGGCUGUCAAAUGGGUUACUUCCUUGAGAAGAAGAAGCGUAGUUACGCUAUACUGGAAAUGAAUGACACACCAGGUUCGUUUUUCGCAGUACACCCACGUCAUCGUACUCUGAUAUCGAUCAAUAAAAGAUUUAACCCAUUCCCGGAACCGGAAUACAACAUGCGACAUGACUGGAACUCGUUGUUGAGCGAUGAUCCCGAACUCCGCUUCACUAAGUACUCCAAAGAGCUGUUCCCACAUGCCGAUGAUUUGGUUCGCUACAUGGAUGAUUACGCCAAGAAGUUUAACCUCAAUAUUCAUUACAAUACUCAAGUUGAGAAGAUAAAGAAACUAGAAAAUCAAGCCAAAUCUGGUGAAAAUUUCUCCCUGAAGACAUCCAAAGGAGAGUACCGAUGCAAGGUUCUGUUAGUUGCUACUGGAGCACGUAAUGAGAAAAUCCCCGAACACAUCAAAGGCAAAGAGCUCAUGGAGACGUACUGUAACCACAGUCUCGACACCGAGAAAUACAAUGGAAAAAAAGUAUUCAUUCUCGGUAAUGGAAACAGUGCUUUCGAAGCAGCUAAUCACCUUGCUGGAGCAGCUAGUAUAAUACAUAUAUUUGGAGAUCGAAAAUUAAAGCAUGCUUGGGACACUCACUUUGUAGGUGAUCUUAGAGCAGUCAACGAUACUGUACUUGACAUGUACCAGCUGAAAUCUCUGCACGUUUACCAGGCUGUGAACUUGUUAGAAGUAGCGAAAACAGACGAAGGUUAUGUUCUUACUUGUGACGAUAUUGUUCCACAUUGGAGAGAAAAGCAGGGUCGCGUCAGGUUCAAGCUACCACCAUAUGAUCACGUGAUCUGCUGUACCGGUUUUAAUUAUGUUGAUUCGUCAAUAUUUGAUGACAACUGCAAACCAGUAACCAAACAAGGUGGCAAGUUCCCAGUCAUCUCCAAUACUUGGGAAUCCAACGUCGACAAUAUGUACUUUAUGGGCACAGUAAUGCAGUGCAGCGACAGAAAAGCUGCGUCCGGAUUUAUUCACGGGUUCAGAUACAACAUACGUACAUUGCACAAGUUUCUUGAAGAGCGUUACGAAGAAGUUCCAUACCCACGCGAACUUUACCCGCUUGAUAUUAACACAAUCUCUGACAAGAUCUUGGAACGUGUAAGUGUUAGUGAUGGUAUAUAUCAAAUGAAUAACGUGUUGUGUCACGUGUUGGCCGUUCCCGACUUCGAUCCCAACAUGAAGGGUGAAGUAAAAGCUGAACUCUACCAGGAUUUCCCCAAACCAUAUGUACUUGAAGAUGCAAUUAAAGGAAGAUUCGCAAAUUACAAGCACGUGUUUGUUAUUGUACUGGCAUACGGAUUUGAAGACUUUGGAAAUGACGGCAAAUACGCCAUGGAAUUUGCGCACUUUCCCGAUCUAAACGCCACUGAUUGUCAAGCGUUCCUUCAUCCAAUUAUUACCUAUUACAAGAAUGGUGAUCUUGUAGAUGAACUGAAAUUACCUGAGUCGUUAGUACUGAGAUUCGACAUUCCUUUGACUCUAGACCAAAACCCAGAUGUAGGAAAUAACAGGAUGAGAAAUUUCAUCAACAAACAGCUGAACUUGAAGCCCGGGCAACAUUUAUAUGAAGGAUUCUUCAUGGAGAAAGUGUCAGAAAGGGUCACUCCCUUCUCAGAGGACGAGAAAAGAAGAGUUCCAGAUCUUAGCGUAUUCAAGACGUGUAUUCCAUUCAGCAUCGACUUGAAACCAAAAAUGACUUAAAUAGUCUCAACUAUGCAUGUUUUAGGAAUACUCCAAAAACUAGAAACAAUAUCUGCACUUUGAUGCUUCAUGUUCCCUUGGUACAUGAAUGUUCUUAAUGAUUCGUACUCAUAUUCUUGGUAGCAGCGAUAAUAACUCAGUGUUAAAACAAGAUAGUAUAUUUAAAGACCAAAUACAUCUGUAUCAACUAUAACUAAGUCCACAACAACGUUUUAUGAUUUGGAACCACUAAUUGCUACUGUAUUAUCAUCAACAUUCGCAAUCGUAAUUAUUAUUGGGAUCUUCUGAUAACAAUAAUUGUAUUUGAUUUCAAAACAAGCGAGUUUCAUGUCAUUUGAAUUGUCAUCAUUUAUUUCUCUUAUAUUCUCAACUCGAGUAUUGUAAUGAAAAAUGUCCCUCUGUGUUUACCAUGUAUUGUCCUUGUAACGUAAUAAAAUGAUUUGUUUAUUCUAA
Messenger RNA from Saccoglossus kowalevskii, 2293 nucleotides. RefSeq names its product FAD-dependent oxidoreductase domain-containing protein 2-like. The record is from RefSeq and is a predicted model, not a curated record. Gene Ontology annotation, cellular component: endoplasmic reticulum lumen. Lineage: Eukaryota; Metazoa; Hemichordata; Enteropneusta; Harrimaniidae. Gene Ontology annotation, biological process: ERAD pathway. Gene Ontology annotation, molecular function: monooxygenase activity; flavin adenine dinucleotide binding.